This is a messenger RNA of Annulohypoxylon truncatum, 1239 nucleotides long. RefSeq lists its product as uncharacterized. Gene Ontology annotation, biological process: chromatin remodeling. Gene Ontology annotation, molecular function: nucleosome binding. The transcript has a single exon. Gene Ontology annotation, cellular component: Swr1 complex. The record is from RefSeq and is a predicted model, not a curated record. Bases 84 to 1148 code for a protein of 354 amino acids. Lineage: Eukaryota; Fungi; Ascomycota; Sordariomycetes; Xylariales; Hypoxylaceae.
CAACGAUCGUCAUAACGCAUGGACCCUUACAAGCUUCUCACCGUCCAACCUCCCCAACUUCAAACCCCAGCCUUCAAACAAAGAUGAACAACUUCGGCGUAAUCGAGCUCGCGACCGCGAAAACAACCCACGCACCAGGAUGGGCGUACGUCCCGGACACGGCGCCCAGCCUAUCCGCCUCCGCCGCGGCGAUCCAGCCCGGCGGGCACCGCAAGCGCGCGGCGCGCAACCAGCACGCGGCCAGCACGAGCGCGCUGUACGCCGACGCCGACGCGCGUCAAGAGGCGAAGCUGCGUCGCGAGAUCGAGGCCCUGGAUAGGGAUAACUACGGGCGCGACGCGAGCAUACCGAUAGCCACCAAGAGCGGCGGGGGGGCAGCGAAGGCGAGCGUUAAGAAGCAUACCCCCAACGUGAGGAAGAUCCUGCAGUCCCAGAAGACGUUCGCGAACCACCUUGAUGACUUCGAUGCGCUGAGCCCUGCGGAUAGGGCUGCUGCGAUGGGGCACGGGGUGGUGGCGGGAAUCGGGACGGGGGCGGGGACGGGGCAGGGAGGAGGGGGGAAGAAGGGGGUGGGUGAGAAGGAGAAGGAGAAGGAGAAAGAGAGGGAAAAGGAGAAAGGGAAGGGUAGGAGACGGAAUAAAUCGACCUCCCGAUCCGCGUCGGUGUCGAAAGCCCCGCCCGCAGCAGCCGUAAAGCAAGAAGACAACGAUAUAGAAAUGCUCGACGCGCCGGCGUCCGACCCAGCCAACCCCAACCCCGACCCAUCCUCCUCCUCUCUCCCACAGCACCACCAACACCCACGCAGCGCGAUCCUAACCCCCCUCCCAGCCUCAGGCUACCCGCCCCCGCACCCGCUCGACACCGACCCCCUCAUAAUCUCGCGCGUGCCGCCGCUGCCCACCGACGAAGAGCUAAAAGCGCUGAUGCGCGCGCCGCCGCUGACGUACGCGGAGGCGCGGGGGCGCUGGACCAACGCCGACGACGGGGAGGAGAGCGGCGGCGCCCGCUGGAGGUACCCCGCGCGCGCGUUCUGCGAGGUGUGCGGGUACUGGGGCCGCGUGCGGUGCCUGAAGUGCGGGGCGCGCGCUUGCGCGCUCGAGUGCCUUGAGACGCAUCGCGAGGAGUGCGUUACUAGGUAUGGGAUAUGAGGGCCUGCCUAGGUACUUACGGUGCUCGAAGGGAGGGGGUGUGUUUGGCUAGGGGGAAAAGGACGUAUAAUCAUAACAUAACAAGGGGUGG